AUGACGCUACCGAUAUUAGCGAAGAAAGUUAAAAAGUUGGCAUCGUUCCAGUUAUUCAACCUCAAGUUGCUACUGAAUGGCGAAUCUAGUCGCGGCUUUUCUAAGUUCAAAAAGAAUUAUAAGCUCAAAGGAGAGCUCGGACGCGGAGGAUUUGGAAUCGUCUACAGAGCUAUCAGAAUCUCUGAUGAAACACCAGUUGCUGUGAAAUUCAUUGAUAGACGAUCAGUCCGCGAAUGGGGCAAAAUUAACGAUGAGCAAGUGCCUAUGGAGAUUUGUAUGCUAGCAAAAUGCUCAAAAAUCAGAGGGGUUAUACGUCUCCUGGAUUGGUACAGUAUCCCAGAAGGAUACCUGAUUGUCAUGGAGAGACCAUACCCUUGUGUUGAUAUGUUUGAUUUUAUAAAAGGACAACAAAGACUUGAUGAAGAAAUGGCACGAUUCUUAUUCCGCCAAAUUGUACAAACCAUACUUGAAUGUUCACAAAAGAAAGUAUUACACAGAGAUUUGAAGGAUGAAAACAUUGUCAUCGAUCUAGUCAGUGGAGAAACAAAGCUAAUUGAUUUCGGCGCUUCAACAAUUCUCAAGAAAUCACAUUACACAGAUUUUCAAGGCACUCGCUUAUACUGUCCACCUGAAUGGUUCUUACAUUCAUUGUAUUUGGGAAAAGAAGCUGCUGUAUGGUCAUUGGGUGUCCUACUGUAUAAUGCCUUGAACGGCCGACUACCGUUCCGAAAUGAAAAAGAUAUAUGUACGGCGCACUUGUUAGGUCCCCUUCCAUUCUACGUGCCCGUAUCUGCAGAUGCACGUGAUUUGGUUUCACGCUGUUUAGCGUUCGAUCCAUUCACUCGUUGUACACUGGAAGAUAUUUUGAAUCAUCCAUGGUGCAAGAAGCAAACGUGCAACUGGGUUACUUUAAGUGCUACCACAAACACCAAUAAUGCCACCCAGUCUUCGGAUGACGAGCAAGCUGACAAAGACAAAGAUGAGCACAGUGAAGAACUUGAAGAAAUAGCGGAAGAAACUGAGAAGGAGAAUCACCAAUCAGACAGUUUACCAUCGAGUGAAGAUGAAUCCGGUGUUGGAUCGUCAGCAAGUAGCAUUGCAACUAAAGCUAAUGCUUUGCCAGAAGCUGGCAAUGGACGUUUCUCAAAAACCUCAUUGUUGGUACCACCAUCUUCGAUCGAGCUGAAGGCUGUAGUUCAGCCUGUGAAGACUAAAUCAGUCACUCAAGAGAGAGCAGGGCACAAGCUGAAGCCAAGUAGACAAGGAACUCAACGACAACCCCAUCAGAACUCAGCAGUCUUAACUGCUCUUCGUCGGGCGAUGAGUCGUGAACGAAUGCGUCGAGUGGAAAUGAUUCCACGAGCUUAA
Molecule: messenger RNA, 1368 nt
Organism: Auanema sp. JU1783
Lineage: Eukaryota; Metazoa; Nematoda; Chromadorea; Rhabditida; Rhabditidae
Source: the annotation of a GenBank genome assembly